GACGCUUAUCUCCUGAUCAGACUUAAGUGAGGAACCUAGAACUACUACUUUUGACUUGUACAACAAUGUAUGCUCUUAUUAACAGGUCCCAUGUUCUGCAGCGUCCUUCAGCGGGCGAAACGUGUGGAAGCUCCCACAACACACUGGGGACGCUGGCGCUCCACCGACAGACGAGACGAGUUACGGGAAGUGCACAGAAGAGGAACCACCAAGUUUUAGGAAUUUCCGCAUUAACUCGCCGAGGCAGACCCGGUGACCGAUGCAGCGAAUGAGUAAAGACUGAACAGACAUGGUAAAUUAGCAAGGAGAGCUUGAGUUUGCUGCUAAAUCCGCCCGUAGACAAGACAUGGGGCUGCCCACGCUGGAGUUCAACGAUUCGUUUCUGGACAGCCCGGACUUUAGGGAGCGUCUCAAAUGUCACGAAGUGGAGCUGGAGCGCACCAACAGGUUCAUCAAGGAGUUGAUCAAAGAUGGGAACUUGCUCAUCAAGGCGCUCAAAAGCCUCUCUGCAGCUGUGCAGAAAUUCUCCAGCUCACUCCAGGAUUUCCAGUUUGAGUGCAUUGGUGAUGUAGAGACGGACGACGAGGUGAACGUAGCUCAGUCCUUCAAGGAAUUUGCUCAGCUGUUAAACACCGUCGAAGAAGAGAGAAGACGUCUGAUACAGAAUGCGAAUGAUGUCUUAAUUACACCGCUGGAGAGGUUUCGAAGGGAGCAGAUCGACGCAGCCAAGGAAGAGAAGAAGAAAUUUGACAAGGAGUCAGAGAAAUAUUACUCCGCUUUAGAGAAGCACCUCAAUUUGUCAUCGAAAAAGAAAGACACUUUUUUGCAGGAGGCAGAUGUACAGAUUGAAAAAGACAAAGAGGUCUUCUACGAUGCCUCCCUAGAAUAUGUCUUCAAGAUCCAGGAAGUGCAGGAGAAGAAGAAAUUUGAAUUUGUCGAACCGUUGCUGGCUUUCCUGCAGGGCCUCUUCACCUUCUACCAUGAGGGCUACGAAUUGGUGGCCGAGUUUGAGCCUUACAAGCAGCAGCUGCAGUUCAACCUUCAAAAUACGAGGAAUAACUUUGAGAGCACGAAGCGGGAAGUAGAGAAGCUGAUGCAGAGGAUGAGGUCUGCAGAUCAUGACUACAGACCCCCGAGCCAAUGGACCAUGGAGGGGUUUCUGUAUGUUCAAGAGAAGCGGCCUCUGGGAUUUGCGUGGAUCCGCCACUACUGCACGUAUGAGAAGGGGACCAAGACCUUUACUGUGAGCAGUGCAGAAAACAAGUCAAUAGGCAAACAGUACAUUCCUGUCUCGGCCCCACCAGAAAUAUUCAAGCUGAAGUCUUGUGUCCGCAGGAAGGCCGACUCUAUCGACAAGCGCUUCUGUUUCGACAUCGAGGUCGUGGAAAGGCAUGGUGUCAUCACACUACAGGCACUGUCAGAGUCAAACAGGAGACUCUGGAUGGAGGCCAUGGAUGGCAGGGAGCCGAUUUAUGCUGGGAUAUACAAUCUUCCAGGAUUGUUGAGCAACAACGAAGAGACAUCACUGAAUGAGACUGGAUUUAACUUUGUGAAGAAAUGCAUUGACUUGGUAGAGAAACAGGGACUCAACACGGUCGGCCUGUACAGAGUUGGAGGGGUCAGCUCCAAAGUGCAGAGACUGAUGUCUGCAGUGUUUGGAGCCAAAGCAUCUCCUGACAUGGAUUUGGAUGCAGACACCUGGGACUUGAAGACAAUAACCAGCGGUCUGAAGAACUAUCUCAGCUGCCUGAAAGAACCACUCAUGACCUACGAGCUGCACAAAGAGUUUAUCAUGGCUGUCAAGUCUGACGAGCAGGACAACAGGGUCCGAUCUGUCCAAGCCCUAAUCCAUAAACUGCCAGAGAAAAACAAGGAGAUGUUAGACCUUCUCAUAAACCAUCUGGUCAGGGUGUCCUCGCACAGCGGUGUGAACCUGAUGACUGUUCCCAAUUUGGGAGUCAUCUUUGGUCCCACAUUGUUGCGAUCCCAUGAGGAGACUGUGGCAGCUAUGAUGAACAUCAAGUUCCAGAACAUUGUGGUGGAAAUUCUAAUUGAUAACUAUGAGCUGAUCUUCAGGCAGGCCCAAGACCCCAGCAAGCAUCUGGAUCUGCCCUGGUGUCGGCCCAGUUCCACCAGGAGCCGAGGCAUGCGGCUCUCCAUGAGCCCCAGAAAGACCAAGAGUUUGUACAGCCUGGGACUGUGCCUCAGCCGCAGCUUCAGUGAAGCAGACAGCCACCACCGAAGCCUUAGCCCUGAGGGUCACGCUGUGUCACUGUCUCCCCAUCCCCCAUGGAUAAAACGCUCCACUUCUUCGAUGUGUGGUGUUCCGUGGAAGGCAGCUCACACCUACAGCUGCACUCCAAGCCUGUACCCUGACCUAGGUCUUGGCCUGGAUGCUGGUUUUGAAGAUCACGUAGUCAAGUCAGAAAGGCUGCUGUAUGAAAAUUUGUUCUCCGCCUGCGAUGCCGAAAAAUCUCCCACAUCACCUGUAAAGUCUCCACAAAUCGUGGAAGAGUUCAAAGAUAAGGAUAUGAACAACACCGCUGGCCCUUUGCUCAAGUCUCCAGGCGCUGCUCAAGGGAGGAUUCAAAGCAACUGUGUGAGCUUUGUCCAGCUGGACAGUCAAAAGGCUCAGAUACACCCAGAUCUUCCACCCCAGCAAGCUGUCUCCCUCAGUAAUGGCUACCAGAGACGUGACUCAUGCAUUGCAAAAGCGAUCUUCUCUUACAAGGCAGAACACGCUGGUGAACUCAGCUUCCCCAGAGGGGCGCUGUUCUCAGAUGUGUAUCCGUCAGAGGACCCUCGCUGGCUCCAAGCAACAUAUGAAGAAAAAACUGGCCUGAUCCCCAAAAACUAUGUUGUCUUCUCGAAUGUUGUCAAGGAAGAGCUCUAGAGUUCAUGGUGUUAAUAACCAAAGAAAUUACAAUGUCGUAAAUUUUCUCAGUCAGAAAGCUCUUUGAAUUACUUUUGAUCUUCCAGAAAUAAAUUCUGUUCAUUGCAGAUAAGAGUAAUGCUAAUUCUAGCAGUAAAAAGUGCCAUGUGGCUACUCCUAGCCUUUUUCCAGAUUAUGGUAGGAAAAAUAUUUGUGAACCUUGAAAGAGCAACAGUUAUGUGUAGGAGGGAAAACGUUUUAAAGAUGUGGCUUUUAAUCUAGCGGUACUGAGAUAUUCAGUUAUUGUGUUUUUCUUUCCAGACUUGUUAACCCCCAUCAAUGUUAUGUGGUUUCCUUGGAAUAAAUUAUUAGGAGCUUUACGCCCUAAAAUUUAUUUAGCAAAAAUAAAUCUUUGUCCCUCAGGAGUGGGUGACUCAAGCAUAACUUGACCUUAAGUUUUAGCAGUCAUGAAAGGCACACGCAUUUGUUCCUUCCAAAUAAUUGUUCUUCGGGAGCCACUGAGCAGGUAUUUUUUAAUUUUCCGUGUAAUGAAUUUACUUUAAUAAUAGUAUUCAAUGACAAACAAUGUAAUGAAAGUCAAGAUUAAAAAAGACGCCAUUAUCUCCAUAGAAGAGAAACAGUAAUAGCAACUGUAAAAUUUCAGACAAGUUUACAAUUAUUUAUAUUUGGACUGUUGUUGAAAGUAUCUUUUUAUUUCCUUUUACACAACUGAUGGCCCACAUGUUGUAAUAAAGCUCAAAGACAGGAGUUGCCUUUUAUGAAUCCUUCAAUGGAAAGCCAAGUUUUAAGUGAAAUAUUUCUAUAUGUCAGUUUUAAUGAGUGAAAGAUUACUGAGCUUGACUGCACAAGUCUCCAAGGAAUUCACUUCAAAUCCUUUGGCAAGGUCAUCGUGUUCUGUUCCAUAUAAACACAUGAGAGUGUGGGAUGACUCCGAAUACUCAGACUGGAACAGCUUGCCUUUUAUUUGCAACUUAAGUAGCUCAAGUCAUUUUAGCUGUGGGAAUCAUUUAAGGAAAGAUUAUUUAUUAGCAUAAAUAAUUAUUUACCCUAUACAUCAAUGAGUAAAUACAGGUAAGAAUUCAUAUAACUGAUCAAUUUAUUCUGUACGACAUUUUUGGUCCGUUUUCAAUUACACGUGUAAAUUGAUGGCAAUGUUGCUGCAAGGCGUAAACCAUAAAAUUGCAAACAUAAUGAAUUAACUGCAUUUAUAUGAUAUACCUGGAAAAUAUAAAACAAACACAAUACUAAAAUAAAACAAAGUUGCAUUACUUUUUAAACCCACAGGAACCAACAUUUGGCAGAACAGAAUAAAACUUUUCAGAUAUCCUGUUCAACAUUACAAUUUAGAAUAGGGUUAUAGCUGGCUUUAUAUUAAAGAGCACAAUCAUUACAAUGCACAAGGCAGUACAGAAUAAGAUAACAAAACAUAUUUAAACAAUAAACCAACUCCUCUUUUCCUUGUGAUCAUAUCAUUUACAAUGUAAAAAAAAAUUCUGCAUUUCUUGUGAAACCUUUUCAAUGAACAGUGCAACAGUGCAUUACACUUUAAUAAAUAAUGACUGUACGAACUUAAGACAAAUUUUAUGCAUCGCAAAAUAAAAUACUUUACACCGUAUGAAAGAAAUUCCCUUUGUCAUAACUUGAAGAUACUUUAGUUUUAGUGUUCUGAGAUCCUGACUAUGCCAACUUGUACUUCAGUUGACUUUUGUUUGAUACACAGCUGUUUUAACACAAAUAAACCAGAUUAUGUCUAAUUUGACUGUAAAUCUUUUUUUUUUUUUUUUUUUUUUUUUUAAAUUCUAUUAACUUAAUUUUCUUUUGUUAAAAGACUACCGUGCUGAUAUCACAUACACUUGGAGACUUCAAACAAAGAGAUUUGAGGAAGGGUAAAUAUAGUAUGGUAAUGAUAUAUCUACUCUUGUCUUAAAACCUGUAGUUCUUGGGCUUUAUUUGUCAUUACAUGACCUGGUGUUUCACACAAACCUCUGUGGUUCAUCUCUGAAUUACCAUUAUUUACCAU
Molecule: messenger RNA, 4913 nt
Organism: Scleropages formosus (Asian bonytongue)
Lineage: Eukaryota; Metazoa; Chordata; Actinopteri; Osteoglossiformes; Osteoglossidae
Product: rho GTPase-activating protein 42-like
Exons: 24
Coding region: 347-2893 (848 amino acids)
Biological process (GO): signal transduction
Cellular component (GO): cytoplasm
Molecular function (GO): protein binding; GTPase activator activity
Source: RefSeq, a predicted model, not a curated record